UUCUCCGGAAAACUUCUAAAAGCGGAAAACCUGAAAAACCCAAAAACUAUAAUCAAACUUCAAACUCGAAACUUCAAGCUCCAAACUCCUCGUGUCGAUGUUGUUCAGCAAAGCAAUAAAAACUGUAAUUAGUGUGCGCUUGUGGACUCGCCAAAUUUAAUUAGCAAACAAUGCGGUGAAAAGUGGCAAAUAAAUAAAAACAACAAUCUGAAGAGGAAAAGGGUAUAAAAACUCAGCUAGCAAAAAAACAAUAUAAACGAAAUGCAGUUUCCAAUGAUUAGUGCAACAAAGGGACCACAGAGUAAUCUAAUUUGUGUUGGCAUCCAAAUCAGAUUACAAGCUUAAAUAGUUGUGUGAUCCGGUAUUAUUUUUAACUUUCCCAAAGGAAAUUUAAAAAAAUUUAAAUCAAUAUUUACAUUUUACAGUGAUGGUCUCCUAUGAGUGAAAAUAUUUGAAAGUUUCCUAGAGUGACUUCCAAACUAACAAAAAGUUUACAGUUUAAGUUUAUAACUAAAGAAUAAAUAAGAAACUGGAUAUCUUAUCAGCUGCAAAAAAGUGAAUAUUUAAUCCUUAGGCCAGCGAUGAAUGCAGGUGCUGUGUAAGUGCCCCUGCUCUGGAGAGGGGCGGAUCCGGGCAUCCGCAUCCGCAUCUGGAACCCAGUGGAAUCAAAGCCGGAACGUGACUUUUGCCGAAAGUAAAUUGAGCCACCGCAGCAGCGAUAAAAGCGAUAAAAAGCUGCCAUGCCAACCGGCGAGUGUUGCUAGGAAGGACACUCUUUAUCGCCGAGAUAAAGGAUCCAUGGAGGGGCCAAAUCCAGGUGCACCCGUGAUGAGAGCCGAUGACAUCUAUUCGCGGGUGCCCCUGCCCCUACUCCUCCUCCUGGUCACGCAGCUCCUGGCCUCCGCCGGGGGCACUCCCCUGCCCCAUCCCUGUGCCCACAAGGGCAUGGCCGAGUUGAUUCGCAGCAGUCCGGUGAUUGUCAAGGCCCUGGCCGCCCGGGUCUUUACUGACAUGGAUGUGGAGUCGACGGCACAGGACACGAUUUUAAUAACAUUAACGCCGGAAACCAUAUACAAGGGUGCCUCGCUGCUGAAAGUGGCCAACGGCGGUGGCGAUGCCGAGGACCCAAUGUCCCCGCGAGCCGGCGGUCUGAUGUCCUGGAGCUCGGGACGCAGGAGCCGAGGGUCGAGCGGGGGAGCCCCGGGCGGUGGUUCCUCCUCCUGGAGUGACGCUGCUGCUGAGUCAGCCUUUCAGUACGAGGGUCAGCUAAAUGCAACCCUCCAGCCACUGCGUUGUUUCGAUAAUAACAUGCUGAAAAUGCUGCCGGCUGAAUUAAUUGCCUUUGGCAAACUCCUGCCCGCUGCGACGGCAACAUCCUCCGCAGGGGGAGGUGGAGGCGGAAGCACUCCCUCUGCCGCCAACCGCCCAGCCCAGUUGCAACGACCGCCCGUGGGUGGCGCCACUGAUGUGCUGCAAAUCAGCGUCAACGGUCUGCAUCGCUGGACGCCGCAGUUCGAGAAUCAUAUCUGGAAGCAUUUGGGCUGGGACGAUUGGAGCGACUUCACCCUGUGCAGUGUGACCUGUGGUCAGGGGGUGCAGCAGCGCUUCCGGCGCUGCCUGCUGGACAAUCCGCUGGUGGACAUGAACAUGAACAUAAACCUGGAGGACGACGACGAGGAUGAUGCGGAGGAUGCGGACGACGAGGCCGCCGUUGAGCUGACCGUGUCCAAGGAGGCGGACACUUUCAGCGAUGGCAAUAACGAUCUGCUGGCAGAUGAUGAGGAUGAGAACGACCUGCUCAUAAUGCGGGCAAGUGGCGACGAGUCAUUGCAUAAAUUUGACCAAGCUACGACGAUAAUGCCGCAGACCAGAGUCCGUGCCCAUUCCCAUCUCAACUCGAGUCCGAAUCCCAGUCCCCCGGGAGAAACAAGCGGCGGUAAUGAACCACCAUCAGAUGGAGAAGGUGAGGGAGGAGCAGGAGGUGUGGCCAACGAGGGUGAGUUUGUGCCGAGUGCACACAGUGACCGGGAUGGGAACCGAGUUGCAGUUGGAGCAGGAGGAGUCACCUCCAGAGUUGGCACCAGGAAGGCACGUGCCAGCAGUCAGCACAAAAAACACAGGCCUGCCAAAAGCGUGGCCCUUUCCACACUCCUUUGCGAGGGAUACAACAUCGAGCAGCGCAACUGCAACAUCUUCGAGUGCAGUGAUGAUAUAAGUGAUCUGCUAAAGUUCUACAAGAAGCUGCCGAUGGGUGAGGAGCUGCCCACCCAGUCCUCGGAUGCUUCCUUCGCCUCCUCCUACCCGGAUCCGUAUUCAAAUGCGGAUAUCACCACGGUGGGAUUGAUGGGCACUGCCUUUAGUCCCACACCCUCGACGCCCUACAACAUGGGCUACAUAAGGAGCUGGCGGAAUCUGCUCAACUUCACGCUAAUGGUCACACUGAGGUCAAAGAACGAUACCAAGAGCACGGCGACCAUAUUCUCCAUUCGCAACGCCACCCACAAUCUUUAUCUGGAGGCCUGCAAGGACGGACUGCGUCUGUAUCUCGAGCGGGACAAUGCGACGGAAAUGUUGCCGGUGAAAUUCAAUUUAUACGAUUAUCGCUGGCACCAAGUGGCCAUCAGCAUACAGAAUGGCGAUUUCAUAUCGAUUUACGUCGACUGUGCGUGGACAAACAGUUUUGUUGUCUCCAAGCGACUUUUCACGUUGCCCGUGGACGCGGAUGUGGAAAUUGGACGCGGCUUUAAUGGGGAGCUGCAGCAACUGCUCGUCCUGCCGGAGAACCAGGAGAAGCUGCAGUGCAGCAACAAGCGCACCUCCAUCAACGAGGUGAAGCGCUACAUCAUCGACACUUUCAUCGAGGACUACAAUGGCAACUGAGAACUGGGAUAAAUCGAAUCCCAAUUGACCGAAAGCCACUGAAUAUGAGUGUGCAUGCAAACAAAAUAUGCGAUAUGCGUAUAUUAUAUUGCCGCAAAUCCACACAAAAUCCGUUUACAAAUUCGGCAAAUCAAAACUGCAUAGAUUUAUGAUUAUUCAUUUCAUUUGCAUAUAUCUAUACAUUUAAGGGCAAAAAAGUAUGUGCAACUAUACAUACUAAUAUAACGCAUACGCCAUGUGAUUUAUGCGCUAGCAAACAGCGCACUCCACUCCACACACAGCCCAUAUAAAGUCGGUAGGAUUCGAUUACGGCCACAUUAUGGAAGAAUAUUUGUAAUAAUUAAGCUAAUUUGACGUAAUACAAUAAUUGUAAACGCAGAAAUUAAUACCAUUUGCAUAGCGCCAGGCAAAUGCAAAAAAAGAGAACAGAAAGAUCAAAUAUAACGAAACUAUGUAUAUGGUAAAGAGGA
Messenger RNA from Drosophila suzukii, 3350 nucleotides. The record is from RefSeq and is a predicted model, not a curated record. Lineage: Eukaryota; Metazoa; Arthropoda; Insecta; Diptera; Drosophilidae.